Rhineura floridana is the source of this 1881-nucleotide messenger RNA. It is a transcript of the gene RHOA, whose product is annotated as ras homolog family member A. Gene Ontology annotation, biological process: small GTPase-mediated signal transduction; stress fiber assembly; cell migration. The transcript has 6 exons. The record is from RefSeq and is a predicted model, not a curated record. Gene Ontology annotation, cellular component: cleavage furrow; dendritic spine. Bases 240 to 821 code for a protein of 193 amino acids. Gene Ontology annotation, molecular function: GTP binding; GTPase activity. Lineage: Eukaryota; Metazoa; Chordata; Lepidosauria; Squamata; Rhineuridae.
AACGCGCACGUCGCGUUUUUGUAUGACAGCGUGAACGCGCUUUCCUCUUGACCCGCCCCGCCGGUUUCCGUUCUUAGCUGCUGCCGGAGUUUGGGCCCGUAGAAGGAUAAGGAAGGAGCGCCGGGGAGACGCAGGGGAAUCUCUUCAGUGUCAGAUGGCUUAGCCGCCGCCUUUCCCCUUUGGGUGGAGUUCAGGAGUUGCCUGUUUAAGGGGGAAGAGAGUGAAAUGGGUCUCCAGCUAUGGCAGCCAUUCGGAAAAAGCUGGUUAUAGUGGGUGAUGGCGCUUGUGGCAAAACCUGUCUGCUCAUUGUAUUUAGUAAAGACCAGUUCCCUGAAGUUUAUGUUCCCACAGUAUUCGAAAAUUAUGUAGCAGAUAUUGAAGUUGAUGGAAAACAGGUGGAGCUGGCCUUAUGGGAUACAGCAGGACAAGAAGACUAUGAUCGACUUAGGCCUCUUUCAUACCCUGACACCGAUGUUAUACUUAUGUGUUUUUCAAUCGAUAGUCCUGAUAGUUUAGAAAACAUUCCAGAGAAGUGGACUCCAGAAGUGAAACACUUCUGCCCCAAUGUACCCAUCAUCCUGGUAGGAAAUAAGAAGGACUUGAGGAAUGAUGAACACACAAGGCGGGAGCUGGCCAAGAUGAAGCAGGAACCAGUGAAACCUGAAGAGGGCAGGGAUAUGGCAAACCGCAUUGGUGCUUUUGGAUACAUGGAGUGCAGUGCAAAGACCAAAGACGGUGUGAGGGAAGUUUUUGAAAUGGCCACUAGAGCUGCUUUACAAGCCCGACGUGGCAAGAAAAAAUCUGGGUGCCUUCUCUUGUAAAGCAUGGCCAGGGGAAGAUGGCUGAAGCAGCGCCCUGCACUUGAUGAAUUUUUGAAGUGCUGUUUAUUAAUCUUAGUGUAUGAUUACCAGCCUUUUUCAUUUAUCUAUAAUUUACUUAAGAGAUUUAAAAUCGAGUCUUGCUACCAGUAUUUAGAAGCCAACCAUGAUUUUUUUUAUAACGGUCUGCAUCAAAUACAUCUGUGCACACAAGGGUUAACUUCAACAUUCCUUUAACAAAACUUUCUCUGCACUUGCAGGAUAUGCCAGGCGCUAAUUCAAGACAAUUCUCUAACUUCUUGCUUUUUUAGAAAUGGCGGCGGGGGGGGGGGCUGGUAACACUGAGAAUUGGGCUGUAACUACUUCAUAACUAACAUGUUCUAGCCUAUUCAGGUACAACAGACAUGGCUGUGGAUGAGUCCCGAAUAACUUCAGUGUUUUCACAUUUGAUUUUUUUCUCCGAUUCUAUACUCAAAUACUCUGAAGUGUAAGAUGGUUAGAAAAUGUGAUUACCCUGAAAUGAUCAGUCCCAUCCAGCUAUGAAAAGUGACAGUUCUGUGGUUUCAUGUUAGUUACCUUAUAGUUACUGUGUAAUUAGUGCCACUUAAAUGUAUGUUACCAAAAAUAAAUCUAUAUACCCCAGCCUAGAUGUAGUAUUUUUUGUAUAAUUGGAUUUCCUAAUACUGUUGCUUGUAACUUCUGUGUAAGGUGUUCUGGGUUUUUUAAAAGUGUACUUACGAAUAAAGUCAAAUGGAGAAUGAUGCCCUUUCCCCAUUUGUAAUUGUCCAACCCAUUUGUAUGACUUAAACAUGCCCAGAAAGCUCAUCUUAAUACCUCCUUCAGGAGCAAGGGAAAAGCAGUUGUUUUACACUCAAGGUAACUGAAUGUUUCAGAAGCUUUAAGUUAAUCCCUGCUGGAUCCGGCUCCAAGCUGAAAAUGCAGGUUCUUGUUUAUCUGCUGGCCAAAUUCCCAUCCUGUGAACAUCUUGCUGUUCUGCAGCAAACUAAACUCUCUUCUGUAUUUCCUGUUUCCAACAACUAAUAGAAUAAAGGCAGUUUUCUAA